Messenger RNA from Drosophila obscura, 442 nucleotides. RefSeq lists its product as uncharacterized. Gene Ontology annotation, biological process: DNA-templated transcription initiation. Gene Ontology annotation, cellular component: transcription factor TFIID complex. Gene Ontology annotation, molecular function: protein heterodimerization activity. The transcript is spliced from 2 exons. The record is from RefSeq and is a predicted model, not a curated record. Lineage: Eukaryota; Metazoa; Arthropoda; Insecta; Diptera; Drosophilidae. Bases 4 to 378 code for a protein of 124 amino acids.
ACCAUGGAGACAGAGAAAGACGAUAUUUUUUCCUCUGACGAGAGCGUCGACUCUAUUGAGCUAGAGGAUGCGAUCGAACUAUCCAGCGAAGACACCGGCGAUGAACUCAAUGCCCGUGAUGAACCGAGCGAAAACGGCUACGAUAUUGUGAGCAAGGAAAACCUUCUUAAGUUUGUUCAAGCUAUCGAUCCAAUGUCCUCAAUGGACGAUCACGCUUUGGAUCUGUUUGCCAAGAUGGCGGAUAACUUUGUGGAUGAUGUCUGCCAAAAGAUGGUCAAAGUGUGCGAGAACCCGUUUCAGCAGAUAAGCCAAGUUGUUCUGGAGCGCACCCUCGAGCGAGAAUACAACAUAAAGGUUCCCAAAAAAGCUACUCAAUAGUAGCAACUUAAAAACUUUAAUUUUAACGAAUUAAAAAAAAUAAAGUACAUUUUUUAUGACGGCA